AUGUGGAGGCUAUAUACAGGUACCGGUACAGAGUCAAUGUGGAGGCUAUAUACAGGGUGUUACGGUACAGAGUCAAUGUGGAGGCUAUAUACAGGGGGUACUGGUACAGAGUCAAUGUGGAGACUAUAUACAGGGGGUACCGGGACAGAGUCAAUGUGGAGGCUAUAUACAGGGUGUUACGGUACAGGGUCAAUGUGGAGGCUAUAUACAGGGGUUACCUGUACAGAGUCAAUGUGGAGGCUAUAUACAGGGGGUACUGGUACAGAGUCAAUGUGGAGGAUAUAUACAGGGGGUACUGGUACAGAGUCAAUGUGGAGGCUAUAUACAGGAGGUACCGGUACAGAGUCAAUGUGGAGACUAUAUACAGGGGGUACUGGUACAGAGUCAAUGUGGAGACUAUAUACAGGGGGUACUGGUACAGAGUCAAUGUGGAGGCUAUAUACAGGGGGUACCGGUACAGAGUCAAUGUGGAGACUAUAUACAGGGGGUACUGGUACAGAGUCAAUGUGGAGGCUAUAUACAGGGGUUACCUGUACAGAGUCAAUGUGGAGGCUAUAUACAGGGGUUACCUGUACAGAGUCAAUGUGGAGGAUAUAUACAGGGGUUACCUGUACAGAGUCAAUGUGGAGGCUAUAUACAGGGGGUACCGGUACAGAGUCAAUGUGGAGGAUAUAUACAGGGGUUACCUGUACAGAGUCAAUGUGGAGACUAUAUACAGGGGGUACUGGUACAGAGUCAAUGUGGAGACUAUAUACAGGGGGUACUGGUACAGAGUCAAUGUGGAGGCUAUAUACAGGGGGUACUGGUACAGAGUCAAUGUGGAGGCUAUAUACAGGGGGUACUGGUACAGAGUCAAUGUGGAGACUAUAUACAGGGGGUACCGGUACAGAGUCAAUGUGGAGACUAUAUACAGGGGGUACUGGUACAGAGUCAAUGUGGAGGCUAUAUACAGGGGUUACCUGUACAGAGUCAAUGUGGAGGCUAUAUACAGGGGUUACCUGUACAGAGUCAAUGUGGAGGAUAUAUACAGGGUGUACCGGUACAGAGUCAAUGUGGAGGCUAUAUACAGGGGGGUACCGGUACAGAGUCAAUGUGGAGGCUAUAUACAGGUACCGGUACAGAGUCAAUGUGGAGGCUAUAUACAGGGUGUUACGGUACAGAGUCAAUGUGGAGGCUAUAUACAGGGGGUACCGGGACAGAGUCAAUGUGGAGGCUAUAUACAGGGUGUUACGGUACAGGGUCAAUGUGGAGGCUAUAUACAGGGGUUACCUGUACAGAGUCAAUGUGGAGGCUAUAUACAGGGGGUACUGGUACAGAGUCAAUGUGGAGGAUAUAUACAGGGGGUACUGGUACAGAGUCAAUGUGGAGGCUAUAUACAGGAGGUACCGGUACAGAGUCAAUGUGGAGACUAUAUACAGGGGGUACUGGUACAGAGUCAAUGUGGAGACUAUAUACAGGGGGUACUGGUACAGAGUCAAUGUGGAGGCUAUAUACAGGGGGUACCGGUACAGAGUCAAUGUGGAGACUAUAUACAGGGGGUACUGGUACAGAGUCAAUGUGGAGGCUAUAUACAGGGGUUACCUGUACAGAGUCAAUGUGGAGGCUAUAUACAGGGGUUACCUGUACAGAGUCAAUGUGGAGGAUAUAUACAGGGGUUACCUGUACAGAGUCAAUGUGGAGGCUAUAUACAGGGGGUACCGGUACAGAGUCAAUGUGGAGGAUAUAUACAGGGGUUACCUGUACAGAGUCAAUGUGGAGACUAUAUACAGGGGGUACUGGUACAGAGUCAAUGUGGAGACUAUAUACAGGGGGUACUGGUACAGAGUCAAUGUGGAGGCUAUAUACAGGGGGUACUGGUACAGAGUCAAUGUGGAGGCUAUAUACAGGGGGUACUGGUACAGAGUCAAUGUGGAGACUAUAUACAGGGGGUACCGGUACAGAGUCAAUGUGGAGACUAUAUACAGGGGGUACCGGUACAGAGUCAAUGUGGAGGCUAUAUACAGGGGUUACCUGUACAGAGUCAAUGUGGAGGCUAUAUACAGGGGUUACCUGUACAGAGUCAAUGUGGAGGCUAUAUACAGGGUGUACCGGUACAGAGUCAAUGUGGAGGCUAUAUACAGGGUGUUACGGUACAGAGUCAAUGUGGAGGCUAUAUACAGGGGGUACCGGUACAGAGUCAAUGUGGAGGCUAUAUACAGGGGGUACCGGUACAGAGUCAAUGUGGAGGCUAUAUACAGGGUGUUACGGUACAGAGUCAAUGUGGAGGCUAUAUACAGGGUGUACCGGUACAGAGUCAAUGUGGAGGCUAUAUACAGGGGUUACCUGUACAGAGUCAAUGUGGAGGCUAUAUACAGGGUGUACCGGUACAGAGUCAAUGUGGAGGCUAUAUACAGGGGGGUACCGGUACAGAGUCAAUGUGGAGGCUAUAUACAGGUACCGGUACAGAGUCAAUGUGGAGGCUAUAUACAGGGUGUUACGGUACAGAGUCAAUGUGGAGGCUAUAUACAGGGGGUACUGGUACAGAGUCAAUGUGGAGACUAUAUACAGGGGGUACCGGGACAGAGUCAAUGUGGAGGCUAUAUACAGGGUGUUACGGUACAGGGUCAAUGUGGAGGCUAUAUACAGGGGUUACCUGUACAGAGUCAAUGUGGAGGCUAUAUACAGGGGGUACUGGUACAGAGUCAAUGUGGAGGAUAUAUACAGGGGUUACCUGUACAGAGUCAAUGUGGAGGCUAUAUACAGGGGGUACCGGUACAGAGUCAAUGUGGAGGAUAUAUACAGGGGUUACCUGUACAGAGUCAAUGUGGAGACUAUAUACAGGGGGUACUGGUACAGAGUCAAUGUGGAGACUAUAUACAGGGGGUACUGGUACAGAGUCAAUGUGGAGGCUAUAUACAGGGGGUGCUGGUACAGAGUCAAUGUGGAGGCUAUAUACAGGGGGUACUGGUACAGAGUCAAUGUGGAGACUAUAUACAGGGGGUACCGGUACAGAGUCAAUGUGGAGACUAUAUACAGGGGGUACUGGUACAGAGUCAAUGUGGAGGCUAUAUACAGGGGUUACCUGUACAGAGUCAAUGUGGAGGCUAUAUACAGGGGUUACCUGUACAGAGUCAAUGUGGAGGAUAUAUACAGGGGUUACCUGUACAGAGUCAAUGUGGAGGCUAUAUACAGGGGGUACCGGUACAGAGUCAAUGUGGAGGCUAUAUACAGGGGUUACCUGUACAGAGUCAAUGUGGAGGCUAUAUACAGGGGUUACCUGUACAGAGUCAAUGUGGAGGCUAUAUACAGGGUGUACCGGUACAGAGUCAAUGUGGAGGCUAUAUACAGGGUGUUACGGUACAGAGUCAAUGUGGAGGCUAUAUACAGGGGGUACCGGUACAGAGUCAAUGUGGAGGCUAUAUACAGGGGGUACCGGUACAGAGUCAAUGUGGAGGCUAUAUACAGGGUGUUACGGUACAGAGUCAAUGUGGAGGCUAUAUACAGGGUGUACCGGUACAGAGUCAAUGAGGAGGCUAUAUACAGGGGGUACCGGUACAGAGUAAAUGUGGAGGCUAUAUACAGGGGGUACCGGUACAGAGUCAAUGUGGAGGCUAUAUACAGGGGGUACCGGUACAGAGUCAAUGUGGAGGCUAUAUACAGGGUGUUACGGUACAGAGUCAAUGUGGAGGCUAUAUACAGGGGGUACCGGUACAGAGUCAAUGUGGAGGCUAUAUACAGGGGGUACCGGUACAGAGUAAAUGUGGAGGCUAUAUACAGGGGGUACUGGUACAGAGUCAAUGUGGAGGCUAUAUACAGGGGGGUACCGGUACAGAGUCAAUGUGGAGGCUAUAUACAGGGGGGUACCGGUACAGAGUCAAUGUGGAGGCUAUAUACAGGGGGUACUGGUACAGAGUCAAUGUGGAGGCUAUAUACAGGGGGUACCGGUACAGAGUCAAUGUGGAGGCUAUAUACAGGGUAUUACGGUACAGAGUCAAUGUGGAGGCUAUAUACAGGUACCGGUACAGAGUCAAUGUGGAGGCUAUAUACAGGGUGUUACGGUACAGAGUCAAUGUGGAGGCUAUAUACAGGGGGUACUGGUACAGAGUCAAUGUGGAGGCUAUAUACAGGGGGUACCGGUACAGAGUCAAUGUGGAGGCUAUAUACAGGGGGUACUGGUACAGAGUCAAUGUGGAGGCUAUAUACAGGGGGUACUGGUACAGAGUCAAUGUGGAGGCUAUAUACAGGGUGUUACGGUACAGAGUCAAUGUGGAGGCUAUAUACAGGGUGUUACGGUACAGAGUCAAUGUGGAGGCUAUAUACAGGGGGUACUGGUACAGAGUCAAUGUGGAGGCUAUAUAUAGGGGGUACCGGUACAGAGUCAAUGUGGAGGCUAUAUACAGGGUAUUAAGGUACAGAGUCAAUGUGGAGGCUAUAUACAGGGGGUACCGGUACAGAGUCAAUGUGGAGGCUAUAUACAGGGUGUUACGGUACAGAGUCAAUGUGGAGGCUAUAUACAGGGGGUACCGGUACAGAGUCAAUGUGGAGGCUAUAUACAGGGGGUACUGGUACAGAGUCAAUGUGGAGGCUAUAUACAGGGGGUACUGGUACAGAGUCAAUGUGGAGGCUAUAUACAGGGGGUACCGGUACAGAGUCAAUGUGGAGACUAUAUACAGGGUGUUACGGUACAGAGUCAAUGUGGAGGCUAUAUACAGGGGGUACCGGUACAGAGUCAAUGUGGAGGCUAUAUACAGGGGGUACCGGUACAGAGUCAAUGUGGAGGCUAUAUACAGGGGGUACUGGUACAGAGUCAAUGUGCAGGGGCACCGGUGUCGAGGUAAUAUGUACAUGUAGGUAGCGUUAAAGUGAUUAUGCAUAGAUAACAGAGUAUCAGCAGCUUAGAAGAGGAGGGGGGGGUGGGAAAUUCAGAAAGUCUGGGUAGCCAUUUGAUUAGAUGUUCAGGAGUCUUAUGGCUUGGGGGUAGAAGCUGUUUAGAAGCCUCUUGGACCUAGACUUGGCGCUCCGGUACCGCUUGCCGUGCGGUAGCAGAGAGAACAGUCUAUGACUAGGUUGGCUGGAGUCUUUAACAAUUUUAGGGCCUUCCUCUGACACCGCCUGGUAUAGAGGUCCUGGAUGGCAGGAAGCUUGGCCCCAGUGAUGUACUGGGCCGUACGCACUACCCUCUGUAGAGCCUUACGGUCGGAUGCUGAGUAGUUGACAAACCAGGCAGUGAUGCAACCGGUCAGGAUGCUCUCGAUGGUUGCAGCUGUACAAUUUUGAGGAUCUGUGGACCCAUGCCAAAUCUUUCCAGUCUCCUGAGGGGGGAAUAGGUGUUGUCGUGCCCUCUUCACAACUGUCUUGGUGUGUUUGGACCAUGAUAGUUUGUUGGUGAUGUGGACACCAAGGAACUUGAAACUCUCGACCCGCUCCACUACAGCCCCGUCGAUGUUAAUGGGGGCCUGUUCAGCCCUCCUUUUCCUGUAGUCCACGAUCAGCUCCUUUGUCUUGAUCACAUUGAGUGAGAGGUUGUUGUCCUGGCACCACAUUGCCAGGUCUCUGACCUCCUCCCUAUAGGCUGUCUCAUCGUUGUCAGGUCUCUGACCUCCUCCCUAUAGGCUGUCUCAUCGUUGUCAGGUCUCUGACCUCCUCCCUGUAGGCUGUCUCAUCGUUGUCAGGUCUCUGACCUCCUCCCUAUAGGCUGUCUCAUCGUUGUCAGGCUGUCUCAUCGUUGUCAGGUCUCUGACCUCCUCCCUAUAGGCUGUCUCAUCGUUGUCAGGUCUCUGACCUCCUCCCUAUAGGCUGUCUCAUCGUUGUCAGGUCUCUGACCUCCUCCCUAUAGGCUGUCUCAUCGUUGCCAGGUCUCUGACCUCCUCCCUAUAGGCUGUCUCAUCUUUGUCAGGUCUCUGACCUCCUCCCUAUAGGCUGUCUCAUCGUUGUCAGGUCUCUGACCUCCUCCCUAUAGGCUGUCUCAUCGUUGUCAGGUCUCUGACCUCCUCCCUAUAGGCUGUCUCAUCGUUGUCAGGUCUCUGACCUCCUCCCUAUAGGCUGUCUCAUCGUUGUCAGGUCUCUGACCUCCUCCCUAUAGGCUGUCUCAUCGUUGUCAGGUCUCUGAUCUCCUCCCUAUAGGCUGUCUCAUCGUUGUCAGGUCUCUGACCUCCUCCCUAAAGGCUGUCUCAUCGUUGCCAGGUCUCUGACCUCCUCCCUAUAGGCUGUCUCAUCGUUGUCAGGUCUCUGACCUCCUCCCUAUAGGCUGUCUCAUCGUUGUCAGGUCUCUGACCUCCUCCCUAUAGGCUGUCUCAUCGUUGUCAGGUCUCUGACCUUCUCCCUAUAGACUGUCUCAUCGUUGUCAGGUCUCUGACCUCCUCCCUAUAGGCUGUCUCAUCGUUGUCAGGUCUCUGACCUCCUCCCUAUAGGCUGUCUCAUCGUUGUCAGGUCUCUGACCUCCUCCCUAUUGGCUGUCUCAUCGUUGUCUCUGACCUCCUCCCUAUAGGCUGUCUCAUCGUUGUCUCUGACCUCCUCCCUAUAGGCUGUCUCAUCGUUGUCAGGUCUCUGACCUCCUCCCUAUAGGCUGUCUCAUCGUUGUCAGGUCUCUGAUCUCCUCCCUAUAGGCUGUCUCAUCGUUGUCAGGUCUCUGACCUCCUCCCUAUAGGCUGUCUCAUCGUUGUCAGGUCUCUCCUCCCUAUAGGCUGUCUCAUCGUUGUCAGGUCUCUGACCUCCUCCCUAUAGGCUGUCUCAUCGUUGUCAGGUCACUGACCUCCUCCCUAUAGGCUGUCUCAUCGUUGUCAGUUCUCUCCUCCCUAUAGGCUGUCUCAUCGUUGUCAGGUCUCUGACCUCCUCCCUAUAGGCUGUCUCAUCGUUGUCAGGCUGUCUCAUCGUUGUCAGGUCACUGACCUCCUCCCUAUAGGCUGUCUCAUCGUUGUCAGGUCUCUGACCUCCUCCCUAUAGGCUGUCUCAUCGUUGUCAGGUCUCUGCCCUCCUCCCUAUAGGCUGUCUCAUCGUUGUCAGGUCUCUGACCUCCUCCCUAUAGGCUGUCUCAUCGUUGUCAGGUCUCUGACCUCCUCCCUAUUGGCUGUCUCAUCGUUAUCAGGUCUCUGACCGCCUCCCUAAAGGCUGUCUCAUCAUUGUCGGUGAGCAGGCCUGUUGACACUGUUGUGUCGUCUGCAAACUUAAUGAUGGUGUUGGAGUCGUGCUUGGCCAUGCAGUCGUGGGUGAACAGGGAGUACAGGAGGGGACUGAGUACCACCCCUGAGGGGCCCCAGUGUUGAGGAUCAAUGAAUUGCAAAAAUCACUGAAGCUGGAGUCUUAUAUCUCCCUCACUAACUUUAAGCAUCAGCUGUCAGAGCAGCUUACCGAUCACUGCACCUGUACACAUCUGUAAACAGCCCAUCCAACUACCUCAUCCCCAUAUUGUUAUUUAUCUUCUUGCUCCUUUGCACACCAGUAUCUCUACUUGCACAUUCAUCUUCUGCACAUCUAUCACUCCAGAAUUAAUGUUAAAUUGUAAUUACUUCACCACUUUGACCUAUGUAUUGCCUUAUCUCCCUUAUGUUACCUCAUUUGCACACACUGUACAUAGAUUUUUCUAUUGUGUUAUUGACUGUACGUUCGUUUAUGUGUAACUCUGUGUUGUUGUUUGUGUCAAACUGCUUUGCUUUAUCUUGGCCAGGUCGCAGUUGUAAAUGAGAACUUGUUCUCAACUAGCCUACCUGGUUAAAUAAAGGUGAAAUUAAUAAAUAAAAGUCUACACCUGUUGUAUUCGGCGCAUGUGACAAAUAACAUUUGAUU
Salvelinus fontinalis (brook trout) is the source of this 7761-nucleotide messenger RNA. RefSeq lists its product as uncharacterized. The transcript is spliced from 2 exons. The record is from RefSeq and is a predicted model, not a curated record. Bases 1 to 3507 code for a protein of 1168 amino acids. NCBI's taxonomy places the organism in Eukaryota, Metazoa, Chordata, Actinopteri, Salmoniformes, Salmonidae.